CAGAUACUGUGCGUAUAUUCAUUUAUUUUUUAUCAGUUUAUCGCCAACAAAAAUGUUCCUGCAAUCCUCUUUAUUUCUUUUCAUUGUGACAAGCGAUGUGAUUUGUGGAUUUAAAAUUAACAAACGAGAGUAUAUGGAUCAUAAAAGGAGUGGUUUCCUUGGUAACCAGUUUAGUGGCUCUAACAGAAAUGGGGGCGGUGGUUCUUCGGCAGGUGUCGGGUUUCCGGCUAGUAAUGAAGGACCGUUCAGUUCCAGUGGAAACCUCGUAAAUUCAAACAGUGAAGGAGAAUUCAGUGGCAGCAGAGGUGUUCCUUUUAAUUCAAAUGGGAAUGGAGGAGGGGGAUUUCCCGGUAGCAACUCAGGAAACGGUGGUAUUCAAGGAGGGCGUGGUCCGUUUAAUGGAAAUGGCGGUUCGGGAGGUAUUGGGGGCGGAUCUGGUCCUUUUAACUCCAAUGGAAAUACGGGAGGGGGGUUUCCUAGUAGCAACUCAGGAAACGGUGGCAUUCAAGGAGGGGGUGCAUUCGGGAGCGGAUCUGGUCCGUUUAAUUCCAAUGGAAAUGGAGGAGGAUUUCCCGGUAGCAACCCAGGGAAUGGUGUCAUUCAAGGAGGGGGUGGUCCAUUUAAUGCAAAUGGAAAUGGUGGAUCAGGCAAUAUUGGGAGCGGAUCUGGUCCAUUUUCCACCGGAAAUGGUAACAGCAAUAAUGGUGGGUCUAUGAGUUCUGGAGGAGGAGCAAGUCCAUUCAGUAAUGCUGCUAAUGGUGGGGGAAAUGGAAUGGGACCUGGACCAUUUAGUGCAGCUGGUAAUGGCGGUGGAUCAGGUCCUUUCAAUUCCAAUGGAGGCAAAAUGGCAAGUCCUUUUAGCGCAGCCGCCAAAGCAGGAUCUGGUGAAACUCCAUUCAAAAUUUCCAACUCAGCGCUAGGUGGAAAGUCCCCUUUUGGUACAUCAACAUUUCAAGGGGUUGAUUUUGGAAGUAUGGGCGGAGCAUUGGCAACUAAUAAUGCCGUAAGAAACCCAAUGGACGCAAGUUCCUUUGUCGAGAAUUCUGUAGGCCCCGGCGGCCUCACAGGAUCGGCAUUUGCUACAAACAUCAAUGCGGACGGGGGCCCAGGAGGGUUAACAGGUGGGUCAUUCCAUGUUGGAACAGAUUCAUCUGGACCAGGAGGGCUUACAGGUGGAGGAUUCCCUCAGACGGACAAUUCCAACGGAGCUCUGUACAUCAACACGGAUUCAAGUCUAGGAGAUAGACAAUCAGCACGAUUUGACACAGCCAAGUAUGAACAAAUGUUAUCGCAGCUUUACAACCCAAACAAUUACGACUCGCAUCUUCUGGAGAAACCUUUCAACGGAAAAGAAUACAGCAGUAAUUCCAAUUCCUUUGGAUCUUAUUCAAGCUCUGGGGUGAACUAUAUGAGCGGCCAAGCCGGCCAUAGCUCAGCGGGCUCCAUCUCUGGUGGAAAACAGACGGACGAGCCGGGUCCAUUUGACACUCGACCAUUCAAACAAGUCCAAAGUCCGUUCAGUGCUCACACUGAAACUCAGUAUAAAGGUACUAACUAUCACGUAGAUGCUGCCUCCUCUUUAGGCGGACAAAACUUUGCAGCUGUUGGUUAUUCAGGGGGAACCUAUAAUAUAGAUUCCAGUGCAACUAGCCCGUACAACGCUGGAAACGCGGCAAGUUAUGUCAGGGGCAACGGAGAUGGCAGUGCAACAGGUUACGAGACUCCUUUUGACAAACACGUGGAUAAUUAUAAUGAGCUCAUAUCCAAUCCUUUUAACUCAAAUAUGAAACCAGAUCCAGGAAGUGAUUAUAGUCACGGCUCCUUCGGAACUCCUUUUGAAUCUCACAGUAACAGUGGAGGAAUGGGAAGUGAAAAUCCGGGAGGAAACCCAUUCCGCCAAGGAGGAAACAAAGCUGGGAUUUCUAUGACAUAUAACAACCGACCCUUUAGCGGGUGAAAAUGACAUCCCACAAGAGCAAUCAACACCUGAAGUUAUUUUU
Saccostrea echinata is the source of this 2000-nucleotide messenger RNA. RefSeq lists its product as uncharacterized. The coding region runs from base 53 to 1957 and encodes 634 amino acids. NCBI's taxonomy places the organism in Eukaryota, Metazoa, Mollusca, Bivalvia, Ostreida, Ostreidae. The record is from RefSeq and is a predicted model, not a curated record. The transcript is spliced from 9 exons.